AUGGACAAUCAAGAGUACAAUUUACUUCUGGGCGACAAUAGUGGAACACUGAUGCCCUGGAGUGCGAAGCCACGGCGGAGGAUACAUCCCGGAGGUGAAGGUGAUGAGAUCGGUAUGCGGUGCCCUCUAGGGCUGUGCUUUUCGGGACGAGUGCCACCAGGAGAAGAAUGGCGCCAAGACCUACGAGAUCCUGAAGGGCCUUCGGAGGGGGACCCGUCUGGCACCCACUUUGAGAUCUCACCCGCCGACCUCGCCUGA
This is a messenger RNA of Penicillium psychrosexuale, 258 nucleotides long. RefSeq lists its product as uncharacterized. The transcript has a single exon. The record is from RefSeq and is a predicted model, not a curated record. Bases 1 to 258 code for a protein of 85 amino acids. Lineage: Eukaryota; Fungi; Ascomycota; Eurotiomycetes; Eurotiales; Aspergillaceae.